Prorocentrum cordatum is the source of this 1461-nucleotide messenger RNA. The record is from the annotation of a GenBank genome assembly. NCBI's taxonomy places the organism in Eukaryota, Dinophyceae, Prorocentrales, Prorocentraceae.
GCUGACGGGAGGGUGCAUUGCAGCAUCGUUCAUGCCUUCUGGGUUCACUUUGGUUCCCCCUUCCCCCACCGCUUCCCCAGACAUCCGACAACGUCGCUUUCUGAAUGCGCGAGGCCCUCUGUCCGCCUCUUCAUCCUCGGCCGCCUUCGGAGGCCUAGAGGCUGACACCAACACCAGUACAUCGGCGGUGUGCCUCCACCGAGGGAAGACGAUCCCGAUCUCGACGAUGGUGGUAAGGGUUCGCAUGUGGCCCCCUAUCGGGCUUCCCAGGUGGUUGAACUGUCACCGCCGGCGCCGAAAUCUGGGAUCCUCUUCCCCCAGUCAAGACGACCCCUUGCGAUGGUGCUGGUGCCCCUUUCCACGCCCCCGGCGCCCCCCCUCCGCGGGCGGGGACCUCGCCCUGCAGAGCAGGCCUACGUGGUGGUGGCGCAGCAGGGGCCCCCCCAGUCGUACCCCGCCUACGGCAUGGACGCCAGGGCCCCGCAGCCGCAGUACCGGCAGGUGCCUCCCGCGGCGAUGGCCCCGCAGGCGAUGGCGGCGGGGAGCCCCAGCGACACCCUUAUGCUGGAGCCGCCGCCGGUGUUCGAGAGGCUGGACUCGAAGGCCAUAGUCGGCAUGCUCCGAGGCGCGGGCCGGGCGGCGGGGGCGCGGACCUUCCGCAGCCGCGGCGGCGCGGUCGCGCAGGUCUGCCAGGAGUUUCACGCCGUCAUCGCCGCGGCGCGGCAGGUUGCGGCGCAGGCGGGCGAGGACCCGCAUGCCCAGGACGCCGGGCCACGGGGCCACCACCUGCAGCAGCAGCAGCCGCAGCAGCAGCCGCAGCAGCAGCACCAGCAGCAGCACCGGCUGCAGCCGCAGCAGCAGCAGCAGCAGCAGCCGCAGCAGCAGCAGCAGCAGCAGCAGCAGCAGCAGCAGAUGCCAGUGCAGCCGCAGCAGGGCCAACAGCACGGCUGGGAGCAGGCCUGGAUGUGGCCCGGCCCUGGCGGGGGCGACAUGGGCAGCCACGGGCAGGGCGGGGGCGACGGCUACGGAGCCCUGGGCCACGGGUCAUCGCCGACCAUGUCCGGCCACCGCCCGGCGGGCAUGCACGGCCACACCAUGGGCGGCGACCUGAACGUGUACCAGGCGACGCGCGCUGGCUGAGCGCCGAGUGGGCGACUGAGCGCGGGGCUGCGUGAGCACCUCCGCGCGCCCGCGCGGGCGCGCGCGCCCGCGGCGCACCUGGCCAAGAUGGGCGGUGCCCGGCGCGAUGGAGCCGCGGCCGAAAGCGCGCUUCGCUGGCAGGGCCGCUUUCCCCCCCUCGACCGAUGACCCAUGGAACGGUAGAUGGCCCAGUGUACAGUGGGGGCCCAUUCUAAGAAACACCCUGCUUGUCUCCAGGGUGUCCUGGGUUUCGUUACAUUUCGAUGGUUUUGCCAUGGGAAGCGCGACGUUCCCACACGAAACAUCGAUGCACGUCCUGGG